GAAUGAAUAAGAGCUUUGAUAUUACUUUAUUCUGAAGUUAAAACUGUGUUUGGUUAACUGUUGGAAACGUUUAUCGAGUUGAGUUCAAUCUGGAUUUUUCCGGAUUGUUAGAAAAUUGCGCCAUAACUGAACAUCUUUAGAAUAUCCACCGGCAUCCAAACAGAUUCGUAUUCUGUUGGUUAACAAACGAAGCAAGAUCAACAAAAAUGGCAGCACCAAACAUUCCUACUUUUAAGCUUGUAUUGGUUGGAGAUGGUGGUGUUGGCAAAACAACUUUUGUGAAACGUCAUUUGACUGGUGAAUUUGAGAAAAAAUAUGUUGCCACACUGGGUGUUGAAGUGCACCCCUUAAAAUUCCACACUAACCGUGGCGAGAUCUGCUUCAAUGUCUGGGACACUGCUGGCCAGGAGAAGUAUGGAGGGCUCAGAGAUGGAUACUACAUCCAAGGUCAAUGUGCAAUUAUCAUGUUUGAUGUUACAUCCAGAGUCACGUACAAAAAUGUGCCCAACUGGCACAGAGACUUGGUUAGAGUGUGUGAAAAUAUCCCAAUUGUUCUAUGUGGCAACAAAGUUGACAUCAAAGACAGAAAAGUGAAAGCCAAGGCCAUUGUUUUCCACAGAAAGAAGAAUCUCCAGUACUAUGACAUCAGUGCCAAGAGUAACUACAACUUUGAGAAGCCCUUCCUCUGGCUGGCAAGGAAGCUUGUUGGUGACCCCAACCUAGAGUUUGUGGCUAUGCCUGCUCUAGCUCCCCCAGAAUUCAUCAUGAGUGCAGACUUGGUUAAACAGACCGAACUGGAGCUUGAGCAAGCUGCAAAUGUUGCCUUACCAGAUGAUGAUGAUGAAUUAUAAUGAAAGGUUUACCACCCUCUUAUUUAUCAACAGUGAUAAUGAUAUUGGAACAGACUGUGUUUUCAUAUCGAAUGUAACUCAACUGCAUAGAUUUGGGCCAACAAAUCUGUCUUUAUACACAUGUAUAAUCAAGCAGAACUUGAAAUUUAAAGAAACUUUUCGGGAAAGGCCAUUCAAUACGAGAUCAAUUUCUUGCAUUUCACAGUAACAGAGAUCUUCCUACGCACUGGAAAUCUAUGUUGUAGUUAUCGUUUAAAAGAAUAUAUAGCUAUGCUCAAAUUUAGCCUUUGUCUAAUUUUAAAUCGUAUGAGAUGUAUUUAAGUAGGAAAAUGUCUGUAACUUAAAAUGUUUUAGAAAAACAUGAGUUUGUAUAUUUUUGUGAACGGAUCAGCACAAGCGUAUGUACUUGUUUUUCUCUUGAACAUGAUACAAUUCAGGGAUUAAAAGUUGAGUCUGUUCUAAGACUUGGGUAUACAGAUUUUUGUGGGGGGCUGCAUUGUUUCAAAAACAAUAAAACAAAUACAUACUGGUACUCAUUAAUAAGUAACAAAGUUACAGAUGCAUUUCAUUGAUGGUUUUUUUUUACAAUUUGAACAAACAAAUCCUGUAUUAUGAAUUUUGAAAGGUUUUUAAAUAUAUACAAUUGUAACGUUUCAUUUAUUCAGAUUUUUGAAAUGCAACUGUUUACUUUGUGAUUUUCACUUAUAGCUCAUUUUCUGUAAAAAAAAUAAUGGCCAGUGGCUCGACUUGCCUUAAAAGUUUAUUGGGUUAAAAAGGAAAAUUCCUACUGUAAUUUUACUUUUAGCUUUUAUAGAAAUAACCGAAGAUGGAAAAGAAACAGUUGAGCAACUGGCCAUUGUAAAGAAACAAAAAAAUAUGAUUAUGCAAAGUAUAUUAUGAUGUAUUAUUUUGCUGCGAAGAUUUUGUAUUUGGCAAAUAUCUUGAUAGCUGUAAAGUAUAUCAUGUUUGCUUUCAGAUUUUGAUGCUUCUAUGCUUUAUACCAUUGAAAUUGUUAACUAACAUUAUUUGCUCUUGAGAUGUUUUCAAAAAUAAAAGGAAGCGAAAUAAC
Messenger RNA from Mya arenaria, 1920 nucleotides. Its product is annotated as GTP-binding nuclear protein Ran. The record is from RefSeq and is a predicted model, not a curated record. Gene Ontology annotation, biological process: ribosomal subunit export from nucleus; protein import into nucleus. The transcript is spliced from 7 exons. Gene Ontology annotation, molecular function: GTPase activity; GTP binding. The coding region runs from base 207 to 851 and encodes 214 amino acids. Gene Ontology annotation, cellular component: nucleus; cytoplasm. Lineage: Eukaryota; Metazoa; Mollusca; Bivalvia; Myida; Myidae.